UACAGUCAUUAUUUAAAUGGUAUGAAUUUAAACUUGGUGAAAAACAAACUGGAGAGCUUUUAGCUGUAUUUGAACUUGUUGAAGUUAAUCCAGAAACACGAGAAGCUGAAACAACAUUCGAACUUAAAGAAAUUCCAAUAACAACAGAUAAUUAUCCACCGACAAGUUAUAUUACUAAGAUUAUGAAAAAUAAAAUUUAUCAAAUUCCGUUGUUACUGAUACCUGCUUUUAAAACUUAUCAAAUUGAGAUUAUGUUUUGGGGUUUACGUGAAUGUCGUACAAUUAAUCUUCAAUCUAUUCAAGAAGCUGAAGUAACAAUUGAAUGUGCUGGUGUACAUGUAACAAGAACAAUAAAAAAUGUACAAAAACAUCCAAAUUUUGAAUCAUCACCUACUGAAGCAGACAAAUAUACACUUCUUAUUAAUUUACCAAAUGAUGAUAAAUUUUGGCCACAUUUAAGUAUACUUUGUGUACAGCAUCGUCUUUUUGGAAUGAAAGAAAUCGUUGGCAAUCUAGUUGUAACUAAUCUACAAAAAUAUCUUGAAAAACCUGUUCAUCUUUUAACACCGAAUGAUCAAGCUGUAGUUGAUACUGUGAAUGAAUUAUCAAAAAGAAUUCCAUACAAUUUUAAUCGUGUUCGAAGAUCGGUUAUUGAUACAUAUGAAGCUGCUUUAGUGGCACAGGACGAGAGUUUAGGAAGAACAAAAUUAGAUAAGUUUGAAAGCAAUGCAGGUCGUGAUAGAGACGAUAGUGAUAGUCAAGCACCAAUUAUCCAUGCUGAUUCAUUGAGACAAGGAAAAAAAAGAGGUGAUGAAUCGGGUAGAAAAUCAGAGAAAGAAGAAGAUGGUUUAAAAGAAUCUGAUUCGACACCUGAAUCACCUAAUAAUAGAAAAUAUGGAAAUGAACCUUUAACAAGAUUAGAAAAAAUAAAAAGAAAUGAUAUGGAAAAAACAGCUGGAUGGUGGCAUAAAUAUUAUGCAUCAAAAGCAAAAUUAAAUUUAAUGCAACGAUGUGCUAUAGAUAUGGAUGAAGGUUUAAAAGACAGUUAUGAUGCUUAUGCCGAGCGUUUUGAAGAUGAAUCAACACUUGUUUCCAGAAAGUGUUUGAAUUUAUGGAAUAGAGCUAAAGAAAAAGUCCUACGUGUUGGAAAAGCUCAGAAAAUAUUACGAAACGUAGCUGCUGAACGAAUGGAACGGUUGGCAGAUUCUGAAAAAUCGAAAUCAGCUGUUGAUGAAAGUUUAGAUCUUAUUGAAACUGAUCGUCUUAAAGAAUUAACAUUAUUACAAACAUUUGAUAUAAUUGAAACAGAGUUAGAAAAUGUUUACGAUUAUGAAGGUUUUAAUGAUUGCCUUGAUACAUUUCCAUUAUAUAAAGGUAAAGGUUCAAGUCGAUCAGAUGAAGUUGGUGAUGAAAAACGUAUCUAUGCGAAGUUUAAGGGUAAAUUUCGUAUUCAAGAAAUUCCAAAGAAUGGAACAGAUUGUAUGUCUCCAAUGUCUAUUAAUCGAGCUCUUUCAAAUCCUCAAAUGCAAGCACUCUUAAGAUCAAAAAGUGGUUCAAAUAUGCCAACAAAUCAACUAAUGCUUCAAUUAGAUUUUAAUAAAAAUCCCAUAACACUAAAAUGUCGAUUGUAUAUAAUAAAAGCUCUAUUAUAUCGUGCUUGGGAUCAAUCAGGAAAAGCAGAUCCAUUUAUAAAAAUUGCAUUAAACAAUGACACUAUAAUUGAUGAUGUCGACGGAAAACUUCUUAAUACAUUAGAACCUGUUUUUGGCAAAUCAUAUGAAUUUGAUGUUCAGUUACCUUUUCAAUCUUUAAUCCGCAUACAAAUAUGGGAUUGGGAUAUGACAAGUUCCAAUGAUAUGAUUGGUGAAACAAAAAUUGAUAUUGAAAAUCGUUGGUUUUCAUGUCAUAGAGCAACUUGUGGUUUACCAAAAAGAUAUGACAGGUCUAUUAAACAAUCUAAAUUAAUAAAUAAACAUUCGAUUUUUCUUAUAUUUAGUGCGGGUUAUAAUACUUGGCGUGAUACAAAAAAACCAACGAUAAUUUUAACUGAAUUAUGUCGAACAACAAAUAUUAAUGUGCCCGUUUAUACGGCAGAUUUUCGUUCAGUAACAGUCGGCGAUAAAAUUUUCGAAUGUGAUCCUGCAUGUGUUGAAUUUGUCAUGAAUACAAAAUCGCCCGUAGAUAUAUUGUAUCGAAAAGUUCAUCAUGAAUCAACCGAAGAAUAUAUACGACAAAAUACAGCAUUGGCUGCUCUACAUGCAUGGGGAAGAAAAAUCAAUCAGAAAUGUGCUUUGGUUGCUGAACAUAUUGAAUGUCGAUCACUUUUUAAUCCACAAUUUCCUGAAACUGAGCAAGGAAAAUUAGAAAUGUGGUUAGAUUUUUUUCCAAUGUCACGACCACCUUCAAAUGCUAUGAUUGAUAUAACACCAUCUAAACCUACUUCUUAUCAAUUACGUGUAAUUAUCUGGAAUACAACGGAUGUAGAAUUAAAUGAUGAAAAUUUUGUUACGAGAGAGAAAACUUCAGAUAUUUAUGUUAAAGCAUGGAUCUUAGGAGAAAGAGUUGAUGCACAACAAACAGAUAUUCAUUAUCGAUCAUUAACAGGCGAAGGAAACUUUAAUUGGCGAUUUCUAUUCGAUUUUGACUAUUUAGAUAUAGAAGAAAAGAUUGUUUUUGAAGCAAAAGACUCCGUAUUUCAAGUUGGCAAUACAACAAAAAAGAUUCCACCAAGAAUUAUUAUUCGUGUUUAUGAUGCAGAUUUUUUUUCAGCUGAUGAUUUUCUUGGUGAAUGUGUUCUUAAUCUGACACAUGUACCACUCGGUGUUAAAGUACCAAAAAAAUGUAAAGCUGAUAUUCUACUUAAUUCAAAACAUAGAGGAAUUAAUUUAUUUGCUAAUAAACGUAUUGCUGGUUGGUGGCCAAUGAUUGCUCCAUUGAAAGAGGGUGAAAUUCGUGAUAAAACUUUAUUAGGAGGAAAACUUGAAGCUGAAUUUUCACUUGUUACUGCUGAAGAAGCAGAAAAAAAUCCAGUUGGAAAAGCACGUGAAGCACCAGAACCACUUGAAAAACCAAAUCGUCCAAAAACAUCAUUUCUUUGGUUUACAUCACCAUGGAAAACAUUACGUUAUGUUAUAUGGCGUAAUUUCAAGUGGGCAAUUAUUCUUGGAGUCCUUAUUUUUAUUGGUGUUAUUUUUCUUUUACUUGCUGUUUGGGCACUCCCCGGUGAAAUCGUUAGACAAAUAGCAACUAAAAUUUUUAAAAAUAAAUAA
Molecule: messenger RNA, 3269 nt
Organism: Rotaria sp. Silwood1
Lineage: Eukaryota; Metazoa; Rotifera; Eurotatoria; Philodinida; Philodinidae
Source: the annotation of a GenBank genome assembly